Molecule: messenger RNA, 423 nt
Organism: Orycteropus afer afer
Lineage: Eukaryota; Metazoa; Chordata; Mammalia; Tubulidentata; Orycteropodidae
Source: RefSeq, a predicted model, not a curated record
ACGAUGGGAAUGAUUUUACCAACGAAAGCUUUGGCAACACAGUUGACUGUUAAAAGAAAACUGAGUGAGAAUCCCUUACAGGUUCAGGGCUCCUCAUCCCCAGUGGCACUGGGUGUAAGGAUUCCUACCGUGGCACUGCACAUGACAGAAAGGUUGGACACAGCUGUAGAGCAGCUGUAUAGCAUCUUCACUGUGAAGGAUCUAACAAAUAAAAAGAUCGUCAUGAAAUAGAGAUGUAGGAAUUGGCCAGAAGAGCACUAUGCAACAGUUGCACUGAAUUUUGUGCCCAUCCUAGGGCAAACGCAAUUACAGUUGGACUGUAAAGGAGUUCCUGUCUGUAAAGAAGAGAAUAUGAAAAUCUGUUGGCAGAAGCAGCAUUUUGAAGAAAUAAAAGAUUUACUGCAGUUGACCACUCUGAAUUAG